AUGUGCGUAUCCUUCCGCAUUAUGGGACUAGAAGCGCUUGUUCCGAGCAAUUUUGUUCCGCCGGGUCGACGUAGACGUGGACGUGGACGUGGACGUGGACGUGGUGGACAUAGACGUGGUGGAAGUGGACGUGGACGUGGUGAACGUGGACGUGGUCGUGGACGUGGUGGACAUGGACGUGGACGUGGUGAACGUGGACGUGGUCGUGGUCGUGGACGUGGACGUGGACGCGGUCGCGGACGCGGACGCGGACGGGGACGCGUGGACUUGGACGCGCACGCGGACGCGGUCGCGGUCGCGGACGUGGACGCGGACGCGGUCGUGGACGUGGUCGCGGACGCGGACGUGGUCGCGGACGCGGACGUGGACGUGGACGUGGUCGCGGUCGUGGACGUGGACGUGGACCUGGACGUGGACGUGGACGUGGACCUGGACGUGGACGCGGACGUGGACGUGGACGUGGACGUGGACGACGUGGACAUGGAUGUUGUGGACCUGGACGUGGACGUGGACGCGGUCGUGGACGUGGACGCGGGCGUGGACGUGGACGCGGUCGCGGACUUGGACGCGGACUUGGACGCGGUCGUGGACGUGGACGCGGACUUGGACGCGGUCGCGGACGUGGACGCGGUCGUGGACGCGGUCGUGGACGCGGUCGUGGACGUGGACGCGGACUUGGACGCGUUCGUGGACGUGGACGUGGACGGGGACACGGUCGUGGACGUGGACGUGGUCGUGGACGUGGACGUGGACGGGGACGUGGACGUGGACCUGGACGUGGACGUGGACCUGGACGUGGACGUGGUCGGGGACGUGGACCUGGACGUGGGCGUGGACGUGGAGGACGUGGACGUGGACGCGGACGCGGACGUGCGGACGUGGACGUGGACGCGGACGUGGACGUGGUGGACGUGGACGCGGACGUGGACGUGGUGGACGUGGACGCGGACGUGGACAUGGUGGACGUGGACGUGGACGUGGUCGCGGGCGUGGACGUGGACGUGGACGCGGUCGUGGAUGUGGACGAGGUCGCGGACGUGGUCGUGGACGCGGACGCGGACGUGGACGUGGACGCGGACGCGGACGUGGUCGUGGACGCGGACGUGGGCGGGGACGUGGACGGACGCGGUCGUGGACGUGGACGUGGACGUGGGCGUGGACGUGGGCGCGGUCGUGGUGGUCGUGGACGUGGACGUGGUGGUGGACGUGGACGUGGACGUGGACGUGGGCGUGGACGUGGACUUGGACGUGGGCGUGGACGUGGACGUGGACGUGGGCGUGGACGUGGACGUGGACGUGGGCGUGGACGUGGAUGUGGACGUGGGCGUGGACGCGGACGUGGAAGCGGUCGCGGACGCGGACGUGGACGCGGUCGUGGACGGGGUCGUGGACGCGGACGCGGUCGUGGACGCGGUCGUGGACGCGGACGUGGACGCGGUCGUGGACGUGGACGUGCGGUCACGCGGACGUGGUCGUGACGCGGACGCGGACGCGGACGUGGACGCGGACGAGGACGCGGACGUGGACGCGGACGCGGACGUGGACGCGGACGCGGACGUGGACGCGGACGCGGUCGUGGACGCGGACGUGGACGCGGUCGCGGACGUCGACGCGGACGCGGAUGCGGACGACGUGGACGUGAACGCGGACAUGGUCGUGGACGUGGAUGCGGACGUGGACGUGGACGUCGUGGACGCGGACGUGGACGCGGACGUGGACGUGGACGUGGUGGACGUGGACGCGGACCCGGUCGCGGACGCGGACGUGGACGCGGACGCGGACGUGGACGUGGAGGACGUGGUCGUGGACGCGGACGAGGACGUGGAGCACGUGGUCGUGGACGUGGACGUGGACGCGAUCAUGGACGUGGUCGUGGACGCGGACGCGGACGCGGACGCGGACGUGGACGUGGACGUGGACGCGGACGUGGUCGUGGACGUGGACGUGGGCGUGGACAUGGAUCCGGUCGUGGUGGUCAUGGACGUGGACGUGGACGGGUUGGUGGAUGUGGACGUGGACGUGGACCUCGACGUGGACGCGGACGUGGACGUGGACGUGGUCGUGGACGUGGACGACGUGGACGUGGACGUGGUGGACCUGGACGUGGACGUGGACGUGGACGUGGACGUGGACGCGGUCGUGGACGCGGUCGUGGACGUGGACGCGGACGCGGUCGUGGACGUGGACGCGGUCGUGGACGCGGACGCGGUCGUGGACGCGGUCGUGGACGUGGACGCGGUCGCGGACGCGGUCGUGGACGUGGACGCGGACGCGGACGCGGUCGUGGACGUGGACGCGGACUUCGACACGGUCGUGGUCGUGGACGUGGACGCGGACGCGGUCGUGGACGUGGACGCGGUCGUCGACGCGGUCGUGGACGUGGACGCGGACUUCGACGCGGUCGUGGACGUGGACGCGGACUUCGACGCGGUCGUGGACGUGGACGUGGACGUGGACGGGGACGCGGUCGUGGACGUGGACGUGGUCGUGGACGCGGCCGUGGACGUGGACGGGGACGUGGACGUGGACGUGGACGCGGACGUGGGCGUGGACGUGGAGGACGCGGACGUGGACGUGGACGAGGAGGACGCGGACGUGGACGUAGACGUGGUGGACGUGGACGUGGACGUGGUGGACGUUGACGUGGACGUCGACGCGAUCGUGGACGUGGACGUGGACGCGGACAUGGGCAUGGAUGCGGACGUGGACGCGGACAUGGGCAUGGACGCGGACGUGGACGUGGUCGUGGACGUAGACGUGGGUGUGGACGCGGACGUGGACGUGGUCGUGGACGCGUGGACGUGGGCGUGGACGUGGACGGACGCGGUCGUGGACGUGGACGUGGACGUGGACGUGGACGUGGACGCGGACGUGGACGAGGACGCGGCCGAGGACGUGGACGUGGACGUGGACGUGGUCGUGGACGUGGUCGUGGACGUGGACGUGGUCGCAGACGUGGUCGCGGACGUGGACGUGGACGAGGUCGCGGACGUGGACGUGGACGAGGACGCGGUCGCGGACGUGGACGAGGACGCGGUCGAGGACGUGGACGUGGACGAGGACGCGGUCGAGGACGCGGACGAGGACGCGGUCGUGGACGCGGACGAGGACGCGGUCGAGGACGCGGACGAGGACGCGGUCGUGGACGCGGACGCGGACGCGGUCGUGGACGCGGACGCGGACGCGGUCGUGGACGCGGACGCGGACGCGGUCGAGGACGCGGACGCGGUCGCGGACGCGGACGUGGACGCGGUCGUGGACGCGGACGUGGACGCGGUCGUGGACGCGGACGUGGACGCGGACGUGGACGCGGACGUGGACCCGGACGUGGACCCGGACGUGGACCUGGACGUGGACGUGGUCGUGGACGUAGACGUGGACGCGGACGCGGACGCGGUCGUGGACGCGGACGUGGACGGGACGUGGACGUGGAUGACGUGGACGUGGACGUGGUGGACCUGGACGUGGAGGUGGACGCGGUCGUGGACGCGGUCGUGGACGUGGACGUGGACGUGGACGCGGACGCGGACGUGGACGUGGACGUGGUGGACGUGGACGUGGACGUGGUCGUGGGCGUGGACGUGGACGUGGACGCGGUCGUGGGCGUGGACGAGGUCGCGGGCGUGGACGUGGACGUGGACGCGGUCGGGGACGUGGACGAGGUCGCGGACGUGGUCGUGGACGCGGACGCGGUCGCGGACGUGGACGUGGACGCGGACGCGGACGUGGUCGUGGACGCGGACGUGGGCGGGGACGUGGACGGACGCGGUCGUGGACGUGGACGUGGACGUGGGCGUGGACGUGGGCGCGGUCGUGGUGGUCGUGGACGUGGACGUGGUGGUGGACGUGGACGUGGACGUGGACGUGGGCGUGGACGUGGACUUGGACGUGGGCGUGGACGUGGUCGUGGACGCGGACGUGGACGCGGUCGCGGACGCGGACGUGGACGCGGUCGUGGAUGGGGUCGUGGACGCGGACGCGGUCGUGGACGCGGUCGUGGACGCGGACGUGGACGCGGUCGUGGACGUGGACGUGUGGUCGUGGACGUGGACGCGUGGACGUGGACGCGGACGCGGACGUUGCGGACGUGGACGCGGAUGUGGCGGACGUGGACGCGGACGUGGUCAUGACGCGGACGCGGACGCGGACGCGGACGGGGACGCGGACGAGGACGCGGACGAGGACGCGGACGCGGACGCGGACGGGGACGCGGACGCGGUCGUGGACGCGGACGUGGACGCGGACGCGGACGUCGACGCGGACGCGGACGGGGACGCGGACGCGGAGGCGGACGCGGACGGGGACGUGGUCGACGCGGACGCGGACGGGGACGCGGUCGUGGACGGGGACGCGGUCGUGGACGCGGACGCGGACGUGGACGACGCGGUCGUGGACGCGGACGCGGACGUGGACGACGCGGUCGUGGACGCGGACGCGGACGUGGACGACGCGGUCGUGGACGCGGACGCGGACGUGGACGACGCGGUCGUGGACGCGGACGCGGACGUGGACGCCGCGGUCGUGGACCGGGACGCGGACGUGGACGCCGCGGACGUGGACCUGGACGCGGUCGUGGAGGACGCGGACGCGGACGCGGUCGCGGACGCGGAUGCGGACGUGGACGUGGACGUGGACGGGGACGCGGACGUGGACGUGGACGGGGACGCGGACGCGGUCGUGGACGGGGACGCGGACGUGGACGCGGACGGGGACGCGGACGUGGGCGCGGACGGGGACGCGGACGUGGGCGUGGACGUGGACGUGGUGGACGUGGACGUGGACGUGGACGCGGACGUGGACGCGAUCGUGGACGUGGACGUGGUGGACGUGGACGUGGACGUCGACGCGAUCGUGGACGUGGACGUGGACGCGGACGUGGUCGUGGACGUGGUGGACGUGGACGUGGACGUGGUGGACGUGGACGUGGUUGCGACGCGAUCGUGGACGUGGACGUGGACGCGGACGUGGUCGUGGACGUGGACGCGGUCGUGGACGUGGACGUGGACGCGGUCGCGGACGUGGAUGUGGACGGACGUGGACGUGGACGCCGUCGUGGACGCGGACGCGGUCGCGGUCGUUGACGCGGUCGUGGACGUGGACGUGGACGCCGUCGUGGACGCGGACGCGGUCGUGGACGUGGACGUGGACGACGCGGUCGUGGACCUGGACGUGGACGCGGACGUGGUCGUGGACGUGGUCGUGGACGAGGACGUGGACGUGGACGUGGACUCGGUCGCGGACGUGGUCGCGGACGUGGUCGCGGACGCGGACGUGGUUGCGGACGUGGUCGCGGACGUGGUCGCGGACGCGGUCGUGGUUGCGGACGUGGACGCGGACGUGGACGUGUACGCGGACGUGGACCCGGACGCGGACGUGGUCGCGGACGUGGUCGCGGACGUGGUCGCGGACGCGGUCGUGGCGUGGACGUGGACGGACGCGGGCGUGGACGUGGGCGCAGUCGUGGUGGUCGUGGACGUGGACGUGGUGGUGGACGUGGACGUGGACGUGGACGUGGGCGUGAACGUGGCCGUGGACGUGGACGUGGACGUGGUCGUGGACCUGGACGUGGUCGUGGACGUGGUCGCGGACGUGGACGCGGUCGCGGACGUCGCGGACGUGGACGCGGUCGCGGACGCGGACGUCGCGGACGCGGACGUGGACGCGGUCGUGGACGGGGUCGUGGACGUGGACGUGGACGCGGUCGCGGACGCGGUCGACGCGGACGUGGCGGACGUGGACGCGGACGUGGCGGACGUGGACGCGGACGUGGCGGACGUGGACGCGGACGUGGCGGACGUGGACGCGGACGUGGCGUACGUGGACGUGGACGUGGACGUGGUCGUGACGCGGUCACGUGGAGCGGACGCGGACGCGGACGUGGACGUGGACGUGGACGCGGUGGUGGUCGUGGACGUGAACGUGGUCGUGGACGUGGACGUGGACGUUGACGCGGUGGUGGACGUUGACGCGGUGGUGGUCGUGGACGUGGACGUGGACGUGGACGUGGACGUGGACGUGGUCGUGGACGUUGACGCGGUGGUGGUCGUGGACGUUGACGCGGUGGUGGUCGUGGACGUGGACGUGGACGUGGACGUGGACGCGGACGUGGACGUGGACGCGGACGUGGACGUCGUGGACGCGGACGUGGAUGUCGUGCACGCGGACGUGGACGUCGUGCACGUGGACGUGGACGUGGUCGCGGACGUGGACGUGGACGCGGACGUGGACGUCGUGGACGCGGACGUGGACGUCGCGGACGUGGACGUCGUGGACGUGGACGUGGACGUGGACGUGGACGUGGACGUGGUGGACGUGGACGCGAACGUCGACGUGGACGUGGACGCGGACAUGGUCGUGGACGUGGACGAGGACGAGGACGUGGACGUGCACGUGGACGAGGACGUGGACGCGGACAUGGUCGUGGACGUGGACGUGGUCGUGGACGUGGACCGGUAG
Closterium sp. NIES-65 is the source of this 6456-nucleotide messenger RNA. The record is from the annotation of a GenBank genome assembly. Lineage: Eukaryota; Viridiplantae; Streptophyta; Zygnematophyceae; Desmidiales; Closteriaceae.